UUUAUAUAGGUAUCGUCCUAUUUUCAUUUACCGGUUUCAUGCCACGCGUGUUGGACUUCAUAAUUCCUUUGAAUACUUCUCGUCCACUGAUGCUACCAUAUCCGGCGUAUUACUUUGUUAACGAGGAGAAAUAUUUCUAUUAUAUUUUUUGCCAUAUGUUAUUUAGUGCGGAAAUAGGUCUGAGUGGAAUAGCUGCGCACGACUGCUUGCUCUUUGUUUACAUCGAACACGCUUGUAGCCUUUUCGCCGUGAAUGGAUUUAGAUUUGAACAUAUGUUGUAUAAACGUAAUAUUGAAAAAACGAUAAUAAUUAAUCAUGCAGAUGAAGUGUAUUGUAAAAACGUUGUGUUUGCAAUUCACGCGCAUCGAGAAGCCUUAGAAUUUGCACUAUUGCUUGAAAAUACUUUUACGUUAUCGUUCGGUAUACAAAUUCUGAUGGUUACAGUCGGCAUGAGCAUUAGUUUAGUACAAUUCUCAAUACAGUUACCCAACAAUUUAGCAGGAGCAAUGAGAUAUUUGCUGUUCAUUGGCGGUCAAUUGUUUCACUUAUUCUGUUACAGCUUUGAAGGACAAAAAUUGAUAAAUCAUAGUUCCGAAACUUGUGACAAGAUAUAUAAUGGCUCAUGGUAUAAAAUACCCCCGAGUGCGCAAAGAUUACUCCUGAUGGUGAUGAGAAAAAGCAUCGAAGUUACUACUUUGACUGCCGGCAAGAUAUACGUGUUCUCUUUAGAAAGUUUCACGACGGUAAAACGAUUCUCGUGACACAGACGCUACGAUAUCAGAGGCAAGGGAGUAUGUAAAAAUUUUUAACAUAUCCUUAUUUAGGUCUUGCAAACCUCGAUGUCGUACUUUACGGUUCUAUCGUCCUUCAGCGAAUAAAUCGACAGAUCGAUGAUUAUAUAGCAACAUGAUUAACAUGAAAGAUAUCUAAUUUUCAUGAUCUGGUUCCCGCAGAUCUUGAAAUUAAUUUACAUACAUAUUAAAAUAUACAGUUUGCUCAGGGAUUGUAAAACUUGUGCAGAUGACUUUAUUUCUAUUUGAUAGUGCAUCCGCCACGAUGUUCUCCUCGCCUGUCAUGUGCCGAAUGUCGGUGGAAAAUUGCCCGAUAAAAUCCAAGUGGCGGAACUGGUGCGGCGUGCUCCUCUCAGGUCUCUGUCGGAAGGCGUAAAUCAGCGGCUUGUGAUCCGUGUAUAUCGCGAACGCGCGCGCCUCCAGCAUAUGUCGGAAGUGCUUGACCGCCAGGUAGAUAGCCAACAGUUCCCUGUCGAACGCGCUGUAUUUUACUUCGGCUGGGCUUAGCUUCUUCGAGAAGAAGGCUCCCAGCCGUCGCUGCCUCGCUGUAGUAAAGUCGCGCCGACGCUCUGCUCCGACGCGUCACCUUUGUGUUCGCGUCGGUCACAAAUAAGCGGCGCGCACUGUGUCCCGAGUCGCUCGCCGCCUCUAACGACCGCGUUUCCCUGCUGUUGAUAAAGCAGGGUUCUCUGCACUGUCGGGCUUCCGCUCCGAAUUGCCAGUGGUACCAGCACACUCCGCUGGCCGGCGGACCACGGCUGCUGGAUCGCGGGCGCGAAUGACGUCGAUCGUCACGAUCUUCUUCUGAUAUCGACCGUCACCGAUCGCUUCGAUCGACUUUCGGAUGGCCGUCAGCUGCUCCGCCAUCUCUUGCUGCAUUGCCAGCCGCAUCUGUGCCAGUCGCAUCUCCAACCUGGCUUCCAAGGCCCCGGAUCGCUCGCGCAUUGCGUCUGAGGUCUUACGAAUUUCGACGCUUCGGUUACUUGGAAUGCUGGUGCCCGGGUCGCCUCGACAAUCGCAUCCGCGAUAUCCUCCAGCUACUCGAGCGUAUCCGCCGUGCGCGUCACCAAAUGCGGCUGAAUGUAAGCCGGCAAUCGGUUUAGCCAGAUCGUCCGCAAGACGGGAUCGUCAACCACGUUUCCGGCGAGGCCGCGGAGGUGUCGUAAAAAUUGCGACAGCUUGCGAUCUCCGAUUUCCUCGUGUUCAAGGAGCCUCCGGGUCUUAUGCUCCUGCGACAGGCUCAGACGCUUGACUAAUUCAGUCUUCAGCGUCUCAUACGCGUGCUCCGCAGGCGGAUUCAUAAUAAUAUCACGCACCUCGGCAGUAUAAUUCGGCCCGAUAGCUGUCAACGCGUAUCCAAACUUGGUGGAAUCGACUGUGAUUCCGGCGGCCUGAAAACUCCUGUCGACGAUGUUGAACCAGAGUUCCGGAUCCGACAGCGUAAAUUCCGGCAUUCGCAUGCCAACACGGCUUAUCUCGAGGGCGGUCAAAAAAUACCCCGGCGGCUGCUUCAACCUGGCCGCCUGCUGCACUUGCACUCGCGGCUGCUCGAGCGCCCGCGCCUCUGGCUCCACGCGCGAACCGACCGUUCCGUCGUCCCGCGUGACAACCAUGCCGAAUCGUUUUUCACUACACAGCUGGUCACUCUCACUCCCGGGUCCGAUCGGAUAUAUCGUUUCACAAGUCAAAAAAAAAAAAUGCUCUCACGCGCGAACACGAAAUCGCGAAUUCCCGCUCGCUCGCGAUCACGUCGGGGUCACCACUUUAACUGCCACGGAGGAAUUAUUAAUCAGACGAUGCGAAUCAGGAAUUGAAAUAAAGAGAAGCGUUAAUUAUGUAUAAAUAUGCGGUAACGAAAAGGCUUUACAAGAGUCUGUACAUGAUUUCGGAGAUAGAUGCGAAAUAUAAAUCGUUCGUAUUUAUAAUGUACGGUCGUACGCGGUGACAGUUGAUAACCGAAUCUCUCGAACGCAAAAAUCGCUCUUCAUAUCUUUCGCCUCAAAAAUCGACCUUCGAGAGGCUUCGAGAGGCUUCGAGAAUUUUAUGUUCGUUUAUUUCCUUUGUCUCUUAACGUCUCGAUAUUUGUCUCUGUGCUUCUCGUCUUUUGUCUCUCUCUGUCUCGUUUGUUAUGUUUUUAUUUAUGUUUAUUUGUGUCUUGGUACUUUUUGCAUGUGUGUGGCCGUAUUCGUAUAAGUGUUUUUGAUCGCUAAUUUUCGGGAUGCAUGUGACGAUGUAAUCGCCACACUAUACAUAAUUAAAGGUUGUAAUUAUAG
This is a messenger RNA of Nylanderia fulva, 3064 nucleotides long. The record is from RefSeq and is a predicted model, not a curated record. NCBI's taxonomy places the organism in Eukaryota, Metazoa, Arthropoda, Insecta, Hymenoptera, Formicidae.